Molecule: messenger RNA, 843 nt
Organism: Xylaria bambusicola
Lineage: Eukaryota; Fungi; Ascomycota; Sordariomycetes; Xylariales; Xylariaceae
Exons: 2
Coding region: 1-843 (280 amino acids)
Source: RefSeq, a predicted model, not a curated record
AUGCGCCACCCGUUAGUGUUGGCAGCAUUCUCCUUUGCCGUCGCCACAACUGCGGGAGCGCAGGACUUCGCUUCAUAUGUUCCAGAAUGCGCACCACCUUGUGUCGAGCAGACUUUAAAUACUACCCAAGCCUGUGCUUCACUUGACGAUAAUGAAUGUCUCUGUACCCAUUUUCAGCAGAUCAUAUUCCCUACGAUACAAUGCUUUAUACAGAGUUGCAACGCCACCAAUCCAGGAGAAUUACGGUCAGAGAUCACAGCCGGAUGGCAGAAAUUCUGCAGUGACUCCGGGUCCCCAAUAGAUGUGAUGUCGGGCUGGGGUCCGGGGCCAAGGCCAUCAUCGUCGAUGAGCUCAAGUACACCGUCGAUAACAUUGGCCCCGGCUCCGACAGGAUCGAAUGAGACAGUACCAAUCGCAGCCUCUGGUCUCAGUACGGGGCAAAAAGCCGGCAUUGGUGUGGGUGCAGGUGUUGGCUCUCUAGCAGUCAUCGGCGGGCUGGUGUUUAUAGGGUUUCGAUUGGGGCAGAAGAAAAGGAAAGCCAACAAUGACACAGGGAACGCGCCAGCUUCAAACGAAGAAACACAACCCGAUCAGGGGCAAAGCGCGACUCUCUCUACCGACUGGCACACUGCGGAGGGCGGGAAAGAUGUUUGGACUCACAAAUCACCGGCAGAUCCCGUUGAACUUCCUUCCCCACCCGCUCCGCAAGCAGAGCUGCCAGCACACGAAGUUAAAGAGUUGCCCACCACCAACCAGCCAGUCGAGCUUUGGCAUGGUGUCAUGCCCCCAGAGCUCAGCGCCGAUUCAGAAAUACCUCGAACGGCGAGCAUAACGAGAUCAUGA